Messenger RNA from Cotesia glomerata, 1004 nucleotides. It is a transcript of the gene ND-30, whose product is annotated as NADH dehydrogenase [ubiquinone] iron-sulfur protein 3, mitochondrial. Gene Ontology annotation, molecular function: NADH dehydrogenase (ubiquinone) activity. Lineage: Eukaryota; Metazoa; Arthropoda; Insecta; Hymenoptera; Braconidae. The record is from RefSeq and is a predicted model, not a curated record. The coding region runs from base 121 to 930 and encodes 269 amino acids. The transcript has 5 exons.
AUUUUUGCAUUGCUACACUGACAUUUUCACUCACAUUUGUAUAGUGAGCUUAUUAUAUAAAUAUACGAAUUUUCAGAAAACAAUUACAAUUGUAAACUUUUGUAUAUUAAGUUUUUGGAAAUGGCAUUCUUUAUUAAAAAUAGUUUUAAAUCAUUAGCUCGAUCGUCAUGUAUUUCAAUAUCUAAACGUUAUCUAUCAAUUUCAUCGACACUACGUAAUCCCCAAACAACUACAGAGACAGAAGAUGAAUCACAACGAUCAUAUUUUUUUUUAUUAUUUUUAGCCAUUGUGCGGAAGUCUUUCCAUGACAAUCUUGAUUCAGUCAGAAGCUUUGGUCAAUAUCUAGCGGAAUGUUUACCCAAAUAUGUUCAAAAAGUGCAGAUGACAGCUCAAGAUGAACUUGAAAUUCUUAUUGCUCCAUCAGGAAUUCGGCCUACAUUAUCAUUCUUAAGAGAUCACCAUAAUUCACAGUACACUAUUCUAGCUGACUUAACUGCUCUUGAUGUUCCUAGUCGACCGUAUCGAUUCGAACUAGUAUACAACUUAUUGUCUCUUCGAUUUAAUAAUCGUAUAAGAGUAAAAUCUUACACAGAUGAAUUGACUCCAGUAGAUUCUAUAGUUUCUAUUUUUAAAGCCGCUAAUUGGUACGAGAGAGAAGUUUGGGAUAUGUUUGGUAUUUACUUUAGUGAUCAUCCAGAUUUGCGUAGAAUUUUGACGGAUUAUGGUUUUGAAGGGCAUCCAUUAAGGAAAGAUUUCCCACUCAGCGGCUUCAUCGAGGUCCGAUAUGAUGACGAAGUUAAACGCAUAGUAGCUGAACCAUUGGAAUUAGCCCAAGAGUUUCGUAGAUUUGAUUUAUCUACACCAUGGGAGCAAUUUCCUAAUUUUAGAGAAACUCAAUCAUCAAAAGACAUUAAAGAUGAAAAAAAAUAAUUUCUUCAAUAGAAUAAUUUAUACCUAAUGUAAUGAGUUUUAAUUAGUCAAAUACAUUUAAAAAUUCAAAUCUA